AUGUUUAAUGUUGUCGAUCCUCCUGGUGCAAAAUUUACAACUCUGAAUACAAAGUUACUGCAUGUUAGGAGAGCUGACAACCGUCUAUUAUACGAGUACAACGCAGAUGCCUUCUCCUCUCUCCAAUCGCUAUGGGUGAACAGGAAGGACUAUAACUAUUUCUUGAUUCACUUCGAGGCUAUUUUCAACCCUGAUCUGUCCUUUCCAGCGUUCUACAUCCAAAAUUUUAGCAUUGGGAUUGUUUCUGCCUAUGCAAGGGUUGUUCUCGCCAAAAUAGGCCGAACUGGUGGAACGACUGAUGUUAGUUUAAAUACAACACUCUCAUGCCCAGGUACCUUUAGCAGGGCAAUGCCAUACAACGGACAACUGAUUUGUAAAAUUUCAUAUGAUCAAUUCAACAGGGUGAUUGAAGAUGGCGACAAUUUAACUAUACUUGCAGUAACAGAAACAAGCGGAUUUAGAAAUCUUAGGAACAUGGAUAAUUUUUUCAGGAAAGAUAAUUAUACCUCAGCAAUAUCUCACAGAUCCCUUAACUUCAUUUUCGACUUUACGAAACCUAAACAUUGUUCUGAUUCAAACAAUUGUGCGUUGUAUGAAUUGUUACCACUGAAACUAUCAAAUGAUGCAAGUAAGGACCCAUUUACGUUCGAAAUAAAUGGAUGGAAUGAUAUUCCCUCAGGAAUCAAAACCUACUUUCUAGAGGUGCAUAACCUGAAAAAGAAAACCGAUUCUGAUGCACUGACGGAGGAAGCACCAAUGCAUCCACUCAGUCGUAAGGAAGGACAUAUACCAGAAAAACCCUUUGAAGAAUUUACACCACCCGAUCCAGGAGUUUAUUCAUUCAUUUUGCAAGUAACAGAUAAAGCUAACAACUCGGAGUUUGCAAGACAGAUUGCUAUAUAUGACCCAAAUUCUACAAUCACAACAACUGAAGAAUCUAACUUGUACGUGUCCAGUGCAGAGAAACUCAGUAAUUACAGCUGGCAAUCAAGGUGUUCCACAGUGGAAAUCACGUGGAGAGACUACUUCAGAAACUCAUACCAGGUGGAAAACCACUUCUUUUUGCCAGUCGAGAAUUUUCCUAUUCAAGUAGAAGGCGGUGAAUUAAAGGAGCUGAAGAAUGAAGUUGUGAAAUAUGUGAAAGAAGUUUACGAUGACCAUGACGGAAAAAGAACCGUCUCGGCUGUGAAACACGUGAAUGGAAUAACUGAAUUUGAAGUAUACUACACGUUUAUUUCAUAUAGAAAUACACCAACAACUGCAAGUAACAACUUCGACAAUAUCACAGAAACAAUGACAACUGCUAAUACAACUGAAUCUGGUAACUUUACAUUCACGUCAGGAAAUUUUGAAAAUACUAUAACGUCAGAAAUAAAAUCAACAAAGAAUAAAUACACAAUCCCUUCUUCAACUAUGUCAACGGUAACCGUUAUGACAAGUGGAUCACCAUGUAUAUAUACAAUGAACGGGAAGGAAAUGGAAAACCAGUGGAAUAAGAUACAUGAUAUCACAAACAGUACAUUUGUUCUUAAAUACGAAUGGAAAGACGGUGACAGUAUAAAUAUCUCUGUCAGAGCUCGCGAUAUAGUAAACAAUAGAAAGACCAAUUCCAGACUAGUAAAUUUUGACGGCUCGCCACCAUCUGCAAGUGAUGCUUUGUUUACAAAAAAUGUUGGCAACAAAACAUAUGAUUACUCAAGCAGCGUUCGUAUAAGUGCUUCGGAUAAACACAGCGGUGUUCGACAGGUCAGAUGGCGAAUAAGGUACAGAAACAAGCAAAACAACAUACAUAAAGAAGGAUUUUUCUUGAACAACCCGGUUCAGAUAUAUGAUUGCUCCACGUCUGAUGACUGUUACUGUAUUCCUAUGGGAGAAUGCUACAAAAAGGACACACUCAACAGUUUAACGUCCUUUAAUGGAAUUGAAGCUGGUGUUGGGAUUAAAAAUCUUCAAAAAGAGUCGAUUGGGAACGAAGUUAAGUUUACCUGGGAUAAUAUACCUUCCUGCUAUAAAGUUGCAGACAUCACCAUCUUCGUUUAUAUCGACUGCGAUAAAUCCAAACCUCCUCGAGAGAUAGCCCUACCCACAGAUAAAACAGAAUAUACCCUGAGCAGUCUGGAGUCAGGGAAAGAGUACUGUGUUGAGGUGAUAUCAAACAAUACAGGGAAAACAGCAGCGUUGAUGAAUUCGUGGAGUAUAGAGACACCGCCAGCCAUACCCAUAUCUCUGAUUGCAGGUGUCAGCGCAGUCCUGGCCAUCUUGCUGGGAAUUAUUUUGGCGUUUGUCGUUUUAUGGAGGACUGGGCGCCUGAAUACAGAAACAAAACGUAGAUUGACCAUGUACCUAAAGAGACCGGUUACCAUGAUGAUGGGAAAACGAAAGACGGGGUUCUACAAUGGACAUUUUCAAGAUGAGGAAAUUUACGACUUUGGCAGAAUGGUUUUUUCUGACAACGAGGGCUGGUUAUAUACUUUUGAUGAUAUAACACUGAAGGGAAAAAUUAAAUCUGGAGACUUCGCUGAUAUCUAUUUAGCAGAACUCUGCAAGAAAGAUGUUAUUGUGGCUAAAAUUUUAAAAGAGGAUUACAAUGAAGAAGACCGCCUCGUUUUACAGGCCAAGAUCAGCUUCUUUGCCACCGAGGUUCCACCUCACGAAAAUAUCAUACAAUUUUUAGGAUCGGUCCUGAAUCAUCCUCUAGUUGGACCAUAUAUGCUUCUGGAAUAUUGUGAGCUUGGGCAAUUAAAAGAAUGGCUGAUUGGACAAAAAGAUAAAAUAAAUGAUGACAUGAUAACAUCUCUCUGUAAAAUAGUCCACGGUAUAGCCAAAGGCAUGGAGGCCCUGGCAAUCAAAGGAAUUGUACACAAAAGGUUGACGGCCAGAAAUAUUCUACUGACCUCAAACCUUGUUCCCAAAGUAGCAGGCUUUGGUCCCACACCCGAGGAGGGAGAGAACGAAUUAAAUAAAAAGGAAGCCAUGGAAAGAAAACCAAUUAAGUGGCUUGCCCCAGAGUGUUAUGGUUCAAUGAAGACUUGUACUUCAAUCAGUGAUGUAUGGGCUUUUGGGGUUGUCAUCUGGGAAACAUUCAGUACUGGACAGAAUCCUUACCCUGGAAUUGAUUGGAAAGUUCUCACAAUGAAAGUAAAGAAUGGCUACAGAAUGAGCGCCCCAGAAUUUUGUCCCGAAACCCACGCGGUGUUAAUGAGAAAUUGCUGGGAGACCAAACCCGAGGAUAGAGCGACUUUCACCAAUAUCGUGACGACGCUUGACAGGUACUAUGACGCACGAUUCCCGGACUCAGUGUAUGCUACAGACGCAGUUUAGGCUUGCAGAAAUAAUCACUUAGUUAUAAAUCCAAAUUUAACGAUACGCAUCCUUCAUUUUUGAUAUUUUAAUGACAAUCCAACAAUAUUUUUCCUUUUUUGCAUCUAUUGUCUUAAACUGUUAGAAAAGUGAUGGAAUAUGAACUUAAAUAUGUUGAGAGAGCAACAACUACUGAUUAACUUGCCACGGCUAAGUUUUAUUUAAAAUUUUGAUACAUUUGUGCGCACAUGAUGCAAUUUUCUUUAACCAAGUUUGAGUCUAAUCCUCAUAAUCAACGUUUUGACGUCUAUAUUUAUAAGUCUAUAAGUCUUUUAAUAAGAAGAUUUUACAACCUAUUCAAAUCAAAAUGUGCAGAAAGAAUGUUUGAGGAUGGUAUUUCGGAUCAUUUAACAUGCCAUUAUCUAAAUUAUUUCAUUUAAACGGCGAUUUGUUUUUAAAAUCAGAUUUGUAAUUAAAAAAAAGUGCUUCUUAUGGUCGGUGGGGGCAUCAUGGUCUCACGGUAAGAGUCGUCAGUAAGUGAACACGUUUGUAUGCCCUUUAUUCUCUCAGUAUCCUUACGCAGUAUAAAUAGCUUAUUUAAUUAAAUAUACUCAGUUUUAAUUGUUACUGGAAAUGAUUUACCUUGCUGACACUGUACUGCUCGUCGUUGAACAAGGCAUAUUUAAUCAUAAAGUCCAUCUGUACAGAAAUAAGAAAUGACGGUGGAUAUAGGUGAAGUACUCGUAAAGUAGAUCCAUGUCCUCUUUUGAAUCAUAAUCAGACUAUAAUAUAAAUUUAAAUUCAAAGGUAUAG
This is a messenger RNA of Saccostrea cuccullata (small rock oyster), 4113 nucleotides long. RefSeq lists its product as uncharacterized. The record is from RefSeq and is a predicted model, not a curated record. Lineage: Eukaryota; Metazoa; Mollusca; Bivalvia; Ostreida; Ostreidae. Gene Ontology annotation, cellular component: plasma membrane; signaling receptor complex. Gene Ontology annotation, molecular function: transmembrane receptor protein tyrosine kinase activity; ATP binding; protein binding. The transcript is spliced from 17 exons. The coding region runs from base 1 to 3321 and encodes 1106 amino acids. Gene Ontology annotation, biological process: multicellular organism development; protein phosphorylation; positive regulation of kinase activity.